AGCUGGAAGCAGCCACCAUUGAAUCGGAUCUGCAUCGCCGAACCGCCAUUGUCAGUCCAAGAAACAGCUAAGCUAGCGCCGACAAUGGAUAUGGAUCACAGGGCGAAGCGGGUGGCCAUCGUGGGCGCCGGCACGAGCGGGUUGGCGGCGUGCAAGCACCUGCUGGCGCGGGGGUUCCGGCCGGUGGUGUUCGAGGCCGGGAAGUCCGUGGGCGGGCUGUGGACGCGCACGCUCGCCUCCACCAGGCUCCAGUCACACGCCGCCACGUACCGCUACUCCGACUUCCCCUGGCCGGACUCAGCCGGCGCGUACCCGCGCCACGAUCAGGUCGUCGACUACCUCGCCGCCUACGCGCGCCGCUUCGGCGUCGACGGCUGCGUCAGGUUCCGGAGCCGGGUCGUCGCCGCGGAGUACGUCGGCGAUGAGCCGGAGGACGCGCCGGACCGGUGGGAGCGCUGGGCCGGCAACGGCGAGGCCUUCGGCGAUAGCACGGGCGCGUGGCGCCUCACCGUGCGCUGCCGUGGCGAGAGCGAGACGGAGCCGGAGACGCAGGAGGUGCACGAGUUCGACUUCCUGAUCCUCUGCAUCGGCAUGUUCAGUGGCGUGCCCAACAUCCCCUCGGCGUUCCCCGGCCCGGAGGCGUUCCGGGGACCGGUGCUCCACUCCAUGGAGCUCUCUGACAUGGCUCACGCCGACGCCGCCGCGCUGGUCACGGGAAAGCGCGUCGCGGUCGUGGGCUCCAGCAAGUCGGCCUUCGAGAUCGCCAAUGACUGCGCCGAGGCCAACGGCGCGGGGACGCCGUGCACGGUGGUGUGCCGGAACCCGCAGUGGACGAUGCACCGCCCGGCCGUGUGGGGCGGGGUCAGCAUCGGGUACCUCUACAUGAACCGCUUCGCCGAGCUCAUGGUGCCCAGGCCCGGCGCCGGCGCCGCCUCCCGCGUCCUCGCCGCGCUGCUCGCGCCGCUAGCGUGGGCAAUAUCGGCGGCGACUGGGGCAUGGUACCGGAGGGAGAUCCCGAUGCGGGAGUACGGCAUGGAGCCCGGGCACGGGUUCGCGAGGUGCGUGUCGUCGUGCCUCCUCUCCGUGCUCCCCGACGGGUUCUACGACAGGGUGAGGGAAGGCAGCGUCGUCUUCGCGAGGUCCAGGUCCUUCGGCUUCCGCCACGACGGCCUGGUGCUCGACGGCGCCGAGGAGCGCGUCGUGCCGGCCGACGUGGUGAUCUUCGCCACCGGGUUCCGCGGCGACAAGAAGCUGAGGGACAUGUUCGCGUCCACGCGGGUGAAGGACUUCAUCGGCGAGUCGGCGCCGCUGUACCGGGAGUGCGUGCACCCCCGGAUCCCGCAGAUGGCGGUGGUGGGGUACGCCGGGGGGCUGAACUCCAUAUACGCGUGCGAGAUGGAGGCCAAGUGGGUGGCGCGGCUGCUGGACGGCGUGUUCCGGCUGCCGAGCGUGCGGCAGAUGGAGGAGAGCUGCGCGGAGUGGGGCAGGUACUACGCGCGGAGGAGCGGCGGCGGCGGGGAGGGGCAGAGCCCGGGACCCUGCCUCGGCGCGGUCAACGUGUGGUACAACGACGAGCUGUGCCGCGACAUGGGAUGCAACCCGAGGAGGAAGAAGAUGAAGGGGCAGGGCCUCCUCGCCGAGUGGUUCCUACCAUACAGCAUCGUCGACUACGCCGACAUCCAGUGAGUGAGCUUUACACGUUGCCGUCGUGAGAGAAGUUGCCGUUUAUUUUUUGGAGACAUUUUUCUCUUUUUUUUUAAGACAUUGGUGUGAAAGAGAAGCGGCCCAAAAGAACAUGGGCUUCAGAUUUCGUUAAGACAAGUUUUUUAUCAAGAUUUCCUUUGAGAAAAUCCCUUUUGGAGGCUGAGCUGCAUGGAGGCCGGUUUUUGAAAAUUCAAAAUUCAUCAAAAUUCAUAAGUCUACAUUUCAAAUUUUGUUCAAAAACAUAUAGAUAUACAUGGAGGCAUAAUGCACAAGUGUGUAAAUUUUCAGGAAGAUAUACGUUGAAAUGAGGGCUGUGUAAAAAAGACGAAUCUGAGGCUUUUUAACACAUGAUACUAUUUAACCUCCAAGGCUAUGAAUUUGUCUUUUUUGUACAUAUCGCAUUUCAAGGUAUUUUAUUCUGAAAUUUUACACACAUACACGUAACAUCCUUGUUUACUUGUACAAUUGUUUUCCGUUUUUUCUUGAAACUGAAGAGUACACACAUACACAUAACAUCCUUGUUUUACUUGUACAAUUAUUUUUAAGUUGUUUCUGUAACUUUGACCAAGUUUACAUGCAAAAAAAUUCAAUACCUACAAUAUCAAAUCAUUAUCAUUAGAUUUGUCAUGAAUUAUAGGUAUUAUAGAUGUUGAUAUAGUUUGCUAUAAACUUGGUUAGACAUAGAAAGGCUUGACUUUUGAUGAACUAAUACACCUUAUAUAUUUGAAACUGAUAGAAUAUUAGCCUAACUAGCAUUACAAAUAACCAAAUAAAAUUAUAUUAAAAAUUCCUUCGAUCAACAAUCUUUGUCCCCCCGAAUGGGCCGAUGGCCCAUCGUUGCAUGCCACCCCAUCAGCAGAGCCACGAAUUCAGAACCUCGAAUGUUGAGGCUCACAAUCUUGCAAAUAAUGCUUUAUCUUUGGUACUGGUUGUCAUGUUUGGUUAGGACAUCUCGAAGUUUUGAUUUCGUCCCUGUAAAUUUGGUGACGGUUGAAUAAAGGUUUGUGGGUUUGUCUAAAAAAAAUGUUGAUUGCGGCGGCAUGGUGUACCCAGAGAUAUUGCUAUGAUUCAGAGAGAGGAUGUUGGGGGUAGCAUGUCAUUGGUGGUGGCGGAUCCUUAUCUCUGGGUACAGAACUGAUAUGGUGAAGCUGACAUUACUAGUUUUAU
Molecule: messenger RNA, 2871 nt
Organism: Triticum dicoccoides
Lineage: Eukaryota; Viridiplantae; Streptophyta; Magnoliopsida; Poales; Poaceae
Product: probable flavin-containing monooxygenase 1
Exons: 1
Coding region: 85-1686 (533 amino acids)
Molecular function (GO): NADP binding; N,N-dimethylaniline monooxygenase activity; flavin adenine dinucleotide binding
Source: RefSeq, a predicted model, not a curated record